Ustilago hordei is the source of this 1473-nucleotide messenger RNA. RefSeq lists its product as uncharacterized. Lineage: Eukaryota; Fungi; Basidiomycota; Ustilaginomycetes; Ustilaginales; Ustilaginaceae. The record is from RefSeq and is a predicted model, not a curated record. The coding region runs from base 1 to 1473 and encodes 490 amino acids. The transcript has a single exon.
AUGGCGGACCUGCCCACUUAUCUGGUGCUGGGCUUCAUCAUUGUGCCACCGAUUCUUCGGCAAGCCAAGCGCCUAGCCUCGUCUGUCCGAACGCCUCGUCCAAUCGACCCUUCGCAGCCCCCACCGCCAAAGUUACUGUCUCGACAAAGGCUCACGCCAUUCAGCACACCCUUCACCGCUGCAGUAUCAAUAGCAUCAAUCCUACUCGUCCUCAUCAGCCUGCGUAACCUCGUGCCUGUGCAGUAUGGAUUCGACAUCUUUAUCCCAUCAUCAGUCAUUGACAAGCUGCGCAAGUCCAUCUACACGCUCUAUACAGCACCGAGCGUCUUCCAGCCCGAAGACGGGAUCGACAAUGUACCGCUACACAUUGAAGCCUUCCGAGGUGGAUCCAAGCCGGAUCUCUUCCUUGCAUACAAAGCUCCCAUCACCAUACCCACCACAACGCUGCGAGAUUUGAUCAACGCGACACCUUCACUGCUGCCCAUCGGCUACUUGACUCCGGUUAAGCAAGCUGAGCUGCAAGCGCUCAUAGCUAGGCUCUCGAGCUACGAGGGUCGACGCACUUAUCUCCUUCUUGGACCGGCACCACUGCUGGACUGCACUUUCUGCAAAAACGCCAGCGACCACUUUUGGUAUGCUCUUCCGUUCUUGUUCGGAGCAUACGCUUGGCGAAUCUUAGCUCUCGGGCUACUCACAACGCAUCCGCACGACUCGGUGGCCGUAGCGAUUCGGCAGCUCGGAGCACUUUUUGGCUUCUCAUCACCCCCACCUCCACAGACUCAAGCUCCGCAAGCAAAUGCAAAGGAGCAUGAAGCCGAUCGCAGCGGAUGGCGCACUCCCUCAGUCACAGUUCUGCUCGGGCUGCUCGUUGUCGAAAUGCUCAUCAUGUUUGAGUUCGGCCAAGUGACAGCUGGCUCGUCUCGACUCAAUCAUUGGCAUACCAAUCUGCAUAUCAUUCGUCAACUUGUAUUUCUGGCUUUGGUUCUCACGGUCUAUCUUCAGCCAGCGCCCAAAGUGGUGGGUAGCUUCGAACAAAGCAUGCUUCAUCUUGCAGCCGCUCAACAAAGCUUGCAGAACCUCAUACACGUAUCAGAGCUGGAUGACAUCACGCGGACUGUGGUUCUUCAAGAUGAUCAGCUCCUCCAGAUGUCGAGGCAGUGGAGGAGUAGCAGCGACAGCAGAGCAGGGCCAAAUAUGGGUCCAAAGAAGGCGAGCAGCAUUAUCCAAGCUGUAGCACAACAGGAAGGGCAGACAGCGACUGCUGGCAUCGCACAAGCACGCGAGGGGAUUCAGAGAGCGACAAGAUUCUGGUGGCAGAACGCCGAGGCUGUCAAUCAACAAGCUGACGACAGAGAACGUCACUUCGAUCAAGCAACGACAGCGAGGAGUGGCAAAUCACCAGCACCGUCGACAGCAAUUGAAUCCGCAUCUGCUCGCUCACCGUCGAGCAACACAGCGAACAAAGUCGAAUGA